GCCAGGCACCGGAAGCCGCUCUUGUCUUGCUCCUGCGCCCGCAGCUUGGCCUCCAUUUUGCCUCAGAAGGAGCCGCCGAGGCGGGGAAGGGCCUCCGCUCUCCUUCCUCGGCCCAGGAAGGCCCAGCCAGCCGGGAAAGGCAGCUGUAAACCUCUAAGAAGAGACCUUCCUUCCCAUCUUUUUGGCUUUACCCUCCCCUGCCUUUCCAAGAAGUUUGACCCGACAAUCCACAGCUAUGUCUGACUUUGUGGAAAGCGAAGCUGAAGAAUCUGAGGGAGAAUACGGUGAAGAUGGAGAAGUUGUGGCCAGGCCGACCAAGAAGUUUGUGGAGGAUGAAGACGAGGAGGAGGAAGAGGAGAACCUGGAUGACCAGGAUGAACAAGGGAACUUGAAGGGCUUCAUUAACGACGAUGACGACGAAGAAGAGGAGGAGGAGGAGGAGGGCAGCGACUCGGGGGACUCGGAUGACGAAGUGGGGCGGAAAAAGCGGAAGCGCAAUUUUGAUGAUCGCCUGGAGGACGAUGACUUCGACCUCAUCGAGGAGAACUUGGGCGUCAAAGUUAAACGGCAAAAGUUCCGACGGGUGCGGAAGAUGUCAGACGAUGAGGACGACGAAGAGGAGGAUCCGGGAAAAGAGGAGCACGAGAAGGAGGCCAUUGCCGAAGAGAUCUUCCAGGACGGAGAAGGCGAGGAGGGGGCCGAACCCGCAGAAGGCCCCGUUGUGGCCCCGGAGGAAGACGAGGAGGAGGACGAAGAUGAGUCUGACAUUGACGACUUCAUUGUGGACGAUGAUGGGCAGCCCCUGAAGAAGCCCAAAUGGAGGAAGAAGCUGCCUGGCUACACGGAUGCGGCCCUCCAAGAGGCCCAGGAUAUCUUUGGCGUCGACUUUGACUACGAUGAGUUUGAGAAGUACAACGAAUACGACGAGGAGAUGGAGGACGAGUACGACUACGAGCCGGAAGAGGCCGAGGGCGAGACCCGGGCCCGGCCCAAGAAGACGGCCAAGAAGCGGGUCAGCCGGCGCAGCAUCUUUGAGCUCUACGAACCCAGCGAGCUGGAGAGCAGCCACCUGACCGACCAGGACAACGAGAUCCGGGUGACGGACAUGCCCGAGAGGUUCCAGUUGCGCACGAUCCCUGUGAAAAACGCCGAAGACGACGAAUUGGAAGAGGAAGCCGACUGGAUCUACCGGAACGCCUUUGCCAUGCCCACCAUCUCCCUGCAGGAGAGCUUGGAGUACUUGGACCGGGGCCAGGCCAGCAGCAGCUUCAGCCGCAAGGGACCCAGCACCAUCCAGAAGAUCAAGGAGGCCCUCAACUUCAUGCGCAACCAACACUUUGAGGUUCCCUUCAUCGCCUUCUACAGGAAGGAAUAUGUGGAGCCGGAGCUGCACAUCAAUGACUUGUGGCGGGUCUGGCAGUGGGACGAAAAGUGGACUCAGCUGAAGAUCCGGAAGCAGAACCUGACCCGCCUCUUUGAGAAAAUGCAGGCCUACCAAUAUGAGCAGAUCUCGGCCGACCCGGACAAGCCUUUAGCCGACGGCAUCAGAGCCUUGGAUACGACCGACAUGGAGAGGCUGAAGGACGUCCAGUCCAUGGACGAGCUGAAGGACGUCUACAACCACUUCCUGCUCUACUACGGCCGGGACAUCCCCAGGAUGCAGAACGCGGCCAAGGCCAGCCGCAAGAAGCAGAAGCGCCUCCGGGAAGACGGCGAGGAGGAGGAAGUGGAGGGAGAGGAUGCCGAAGAGGAGGAGCAGAAGGCUCCGGAGCUGAAGCAGGCCUCCCGCCGGGACAUGUACACCAUCUGCCAGGCCGCCGGUCUUGAUGGUCUGGCAAAGAAGUUUGGCCUGACGCCCGAACAGUUUGGGGAGAACCUGCGGGACAGUUACCAGCGCCACGAGACGGAGCAGUUCCCGGCCGAGCCCUUGGAGCUGGCAAAGGAUUACGUCUGCAGCCAGUUCCCCACCCCGGAGGCCGUCCUGGAAGGAGCCUGCUACAUGGUGGCCCUCCAAAUCGCCCGCGAGCCCCUCGUCCGGCAAGUCUUGCGCCAGACCUUCCAGGAGCGGGCCAAGAUCAACGUCUGCCCAACAAAGAAAGGCAAGAAGGACAUCGACGAGGCCCAUUACGCCUAUUCCUUCAAGUACCUGAAGAACAAGCCGGUGAAGGAGCUGCGGGAUGACCAGUUCCUGAAGAUCUGCUUGGCCAAAGACGAGGGCCUCCUCGCCAUCGACAUCUGCAUCGACAUGAAGGGCGUGGAAGGCUACGGCAGUGACCAGACCUACUUUGAGGAGAUCAAGCAGUUCUACUACCGGGACGAGUUCAGCCACCAGGUCCAGGAGUGGAACCGGCAGCGGACGCUGGCCAUCGAACGGGCCCUGAACCAGUUCCUCUACCUGCAGAUGGCCAAGGAGCUCAAGAACAAGCUGCUGGUGGAGGCCAAGGAGUUCGUCAUCAAGUCUUGCAGCAGGAAGCUCUACAACUGGCUCAAGGUGGCUCCCUACCGCCCGGACCAGCAGGUCGAAGAGGACGACGACUUCAUGGACGAGAACCAAGGGAAGGGCAUCCGCGUGCUGGGCAUUGCCUUCUCCUCGGCCAGGGACCACCCUGUCUUUUGCGCUCUGGUCAACGGGGAAGGAGAAGUGACCGACUUCCUCCGCCUGCCGCACUUCACCAAGCGCCGGAACGCCUGGCGGGAGGACGACCGGGAGAAGAAGGCUCAGGAUAUUGAGACGCUGAAGAAGUUCCUGCUCAGCAAGAAGCCCCACGUGGUCACCAUUGCCGGAGAGAACAGGGAUGCCCAGAUGCUGAUGGAGGACGUGAAGCGCAUUGCCCACGAACUGGAGCAAGGGCAGCAGCUCUCCUCCAUCGGGGUGGAGCUGGUGGACAACGAGCUGGCCACCCUCUACAUGAACAGCAAGAAGUCCGAGACUGAAUUCCGGGACUACCCUCCGGUCCUGCGCCAGGCCGUCUCUCUCGCCCGCCGCAUCCAGGACCCCUUAAUCGAGUUUGCUCAGGUCUGCAGUUCGGACGACGACAUCCUCUGCCUCAAGCUCCACCCCUUGCAGGAGCACGUGGUGAAGGAGGACCUCUUGAACGCCUUGUACUGCGAGUUCAUCAACCGGGUCAACGAGGUCGGGGUGGACGUCAACCGGGCCAUUGCCCACCCGCACAGCCAGGCCCUCCUCCAGUAUGUCUGCGGCCUGGGGCCCCGCAAGGGCACCCACCUCCUCAAGAUCUUGAAGCAGAACAACACGCGGCUGGAGAACCGCACCCAGCUGGUCACGAUGUGCCACAUGGGGCCCAAAGUCUUCAUCAACUGCGCAGGAUUCAUCAAGAUCGACACGGCUUCCUUGGGAGACAGCACGGACUCCUACAUCGAGGUGCUGGACGGGUCAAGAGUCCACCCGGAGACCUACGAAUGGGCCCGCAAGAUGGCGGUGGACGCCUUGGAGUACGACGAGUCCGCCGAGGACGCCAACCCGGCCGGUGCCUUGGAGGAGAUCCUGGAGAACCCCGAGCGCCUCAAGGACCUGGACCUGGACGCCUUCGCGGAAGAGCUGGAGAGACAGGGCUACGGGGACAAGCACAUCACGCUCUACGACAUCCGGGCUGAGCUCAGCUGCCGCUACAAAGACCUGCGCAGCCUCUACCGCUCCCCCAACGCAGAAGAGGUCUUCAAUAUGCUGACCAAGGAGACGCCCGAGACCUUCUACAUCGGGAAACUGAUCAUCUGCAACGUGACGGGAAUUGCCCACCGGCGUCCGCAAGGAGAGAGCUACGACCAGGCCAUCCGGAACGACGAGACGGGCUUAUGGCAAUGCCCCUUCUGCCAGCAGGACAACUUCCCCGAACUCAGCGAGGUCUGGAACCACUUUGACAGCGGCUCCUGCCCCGGCCAGGCCAUCGGGGUCAAGACCCGCCUGGACAACGGGGUUAUGGGCUUCAUCCCCACCAAGUUCCUUAGUGACAAAGUGGUCAAGCGGCCGGAGGAGAGGGUCAAGGUGGGGAUGAUGGUGCACUGCCGCAUCAUGAAGAUCGACAUUGAGAAGUUCAGCGCGGACCUGACCUGCCGGACCUCGGACCUGAUGGACAAGAGCAACGAGUGGAAGCUGCCCAAGGACACGUACUAUGACUUUGACGCCGAAGCCGCCGACCACAAACAGGAAGAGGAAGUCAAGAGGAAGCAGCAGCGCACCACGUACAUCAAGCGUGUGAUUGCGCACCCGUCCUUCCACAACAUCAACUUCAAGCAGGCCGAGAAGAUGAUGGAGUCGAUGGACCAGGGGGACGUCAUCAUCCGGCCCAGCAGCAAAGGGGAGAACCACCUGACCGUCACCUGGAAGGUCUGCGAGGGCGUCUCCCAGCACGUGGACGUCCGCGAGGAGGGCAAGGAGAACGCCUUCAGCCUGGGGGCCACCCUCUGGAUCAACACCGAGGAGUUUGAGGACCUGGACGAGAUUGUGGCCCGCUACGUCCAGCCCAUGGCCUCCUUCGCAAGGGACCUCCUCAGCCACAAAUACUACCAGGAUUGCCAGGGCGGAGACAGGAAGAAACUGGAGGAGCUUCUGAUCAAGACCAAGAAGGAGAAGCCCACCUUCAUCCCGUACUUUGUCUGCGCCUGCAGAGACCUCCCGGGCAAAUUCCUUUUGGGCUACCAGCCGCGGGGCAAACCCAGGAUCGAAUAUGUGACAGUGACGCCGGAAGGCUUCCGCUACCGGAACCACAUCUUCCCCACCGUUAAUGGGCUUUUCCGGUGGUUCAAGGACCACUACCAGGACCCCGUUCCAGGGGUCACUCCCAGCAGCAGCAGCAGGACCCGGACUCCGGCCUCAAUCAAUGCCACUCCGGCCAACAUCAACCUGGCGGACCUGACCCGCGCCGUCAACGCCCUCCCGCAGACCAUGACCUCCCAGAUGUUCAGCGCCAUCGCGGCCGUGACGGGCCAAGGGCAGAACCCCAACGCCACCCCUGCGCAGUGGGCCUCCAGCCAGUAUGGAUACGGAGGCGGCAGCGGCGGAGGGAGCAGCGCUUACCACGUCUUCACGACGCCCGCCCAGCAGCCGGUGGCCACCCCGCUGCUGACGCCCAGCUAUUCGUACACGACGCCCAGCCAGCCCAUCACCACCCCGCAGUACCACCAGCUCCAGGCCAGCACCACCCCCCAGUCCACCCAGUCCCAGCCCUCCUCCAGCUCCGGACAGCAGCAGCCGCCGCCACAGCUGCCGCCGCAACAGAGGCAGCCCCAGCCCAAGUCCAGCUCCUCCAGCUCACACACGGCCAUCGACUGGGGCAAGAUGGCCGAGCAGUGGCUCCAGGAGAAGGAGGCCGAGCGGCGGAAGCAGAAGCAGCAGCGCCUGACCCCGAGGCCCUCCCCGAGCCCCAUGAUCGAGAGCACCCCCAUGUCCAUGGCCGGGGACGCCACCCCGCUCCUGGACGAGAUGGACCGGUAGUCCUCCCCACCGACCCCCCACCAACCAGCAAGCAAGCAAGCAAGCCUCCUCCCUCUUUCUCUGC
Molecule: messenger RNA, 5516 nt
Organism: Anolis sagrei ordinatus
Lineage: Eukaryota; Metazoa; Chordata; Lepidosauria; Squamata; Anolidae
Gene: SUPT6H
Product: SPT6 homolog, histone chaperone and transcription elongation factor
Biological process (GO): nucleosome organization; transcription elongation by RNA polymerase II; transcription elongation-coupled chromatin remodeling
Cellular component (GO): transcription elongation factor complex
Molecular function (GO): histone binding; DNA binding; nucleosome binding
Source: RefSeq, a predicted model, not a curated record